This is a messenger RNA of Lathyrus sativus (Indian pea), 669 nucleotides long. The record is from the annotation of a GenBank genome assembly. Lineage: Eukaryota; Viridiplantae; Streptophyta; Magnoliopsida; Fabales; Fabaceae.
AUGGCGGAAUCCCCCGACAAGGGAUCCAAAAAGAAAACCGCAGCUUUGGAACGUGAGCGAGACGAGCUAGCAACUGAGAAUGCACAGAAGAAUGAGGAGAUCAAUAAAAUGAAGGAAGAUAUUGAGAAAUUACGCAAAAAUUUGGAGGAUUCGACGGCAGAGCUGGAGGCGGAAACUGCGAGGCUUCAUAAAGAAGUGGUGGAAUCAAAGGUAGAGGCAGAGAAACUAAGAAAGAUUCUAGAAGAGAAAGAAAAUAAGAUUGAGAUGAUUGAAAAAGAAGGAAAAGAUUUAAGACAAGAGAAUGGUGAGAUGGAAAUGAAGGUUAGGGAAUUGGAGAGAAAAAUUGGAGUUAGUGAAAUGAAAGAAGCUGAAGAGAAUAGUAAGAGAGUUAGGGUUGAGGAAGAGAUGAAGGAAAAAGUUGAUGAAAAAAAUAGGAAGGUUGAGGAAUUGGAGAAUGUUGUUAGAGAGAGAAAAAUUGAGUUAGAAAAAUGGUUAAAAGAGAAGAGGAAUUUGGAAGAGAAAGUUAGGGUUUUAGAAUUUAGUUUAAUGAAUAUGAAUAUGAAGGAGAAUGGGAUGGAGAUGAGUUGGCCUGCUGUGGCAGCUGGGUCUAUAGGAGGGACUGCUAUGGUGGCUGUUUUGAUACGUUUCUUAUUUGGGAACAAGAGAUGA